AUGGGUAAGCAGGCAAAACGGAGGAUUUGGAAGAAGAAACAGAAAGGCAACCGCGACCAAACCUACACGGAUGAGAGGGUCAGAUAAAACUUUCUAAAGUAGCUUUAGAAGUUAAAAUGCGUAGGAUUUAAUGAGAGUAAAUAGCAGGGUCAGGAUAGCCUCUAGAAAAGCUGAGGUUAUUUUGAUCGCGGCUCAAACAUUCUGGCUUUUUAGUCAUAUAUAUAAUUGUCAAAGGAAUGCCUCUGCUAUAAGUGAAGUUUCAAAAAUGAAUCAGAGCUUUAUGGAUAACUAAACAUUUGUUUAUUUUUUUCAAUAGCCCUUGCUAUACUGUUUGAGUCUCUGAUGACCUGAAAUAAUACUGUAAACCGCUCUCCGUUCCGUUCUGUGAACUUUCGCUUUUGCGACCUCAAAUACCUAAAAAAAAAUUUACUGAUAGCUUUUACGACAGCGAAAAGAGACGAGAUAUUUUAAAAUGGCGAAUUGAGGAAAAAACAUUGGUUAAAUUAAAGCCAAACUUCGUUCGAAAAACCCUAAAAAGCUCAAAAAGUGGAUAAAGAAUAUGAAAAAAAGGCGAUUCCAGAAGGACGACGGCUACUCCCAGGCCAUCAAAGAAAAUGAGAAAUACUGGAGUUUCUACCGCGCUCAGGGAUUCUUCAACGAUGAGGAGUUUGAAGCCUUCCGAGCGGCUCUUCAAAGAGAACUUCCUGUUUCGUUCCGUUUCCAGGGCUGCAAUAAGUUUGUAUUAUUUUAAAUUAAUUUUUGAAUCACAAAAAUAAAUAAAGUAGCUUCCAUAAGGAAUGAGGCUGUGAAAAAAGGUAAAAAAAAUAUUAAAUAAGUUAGAAGGGAGAUUGUUCGUGCUCUAAACAAUUGAGCUUGAAAAUGAAGACGAUGAAGUUAAUCAUAACUCCAUUAAGAAGCGGGGAAAAAACCUGGAAGGUUCAAAAGAAAACAAUUCAUUUGAAGAGACCGAGAGCAAAUGAAGAGCGAAAUGGAGUCUCGAUUCUUUUCGAAAAUUCAUGACAGCGACGACGCCUCCGUUUGUGCUCCCAAGGCGAUUCCAUGGUUUUCUUGACCUUUUCGGGAGAUUCUGGAGGGGAACGGGCCUUUUUGAGGUACACGGAAGCCUACCAGACGCCGAUGCCGAGGGCCGCUGUGAGAAGUCAUCCGAUCCUCACACAGUUGCAUAACUUUUUGGUGAAGAUUUGAAGUUUAUGAGAGAAUAGUUCAUUUGUGGCAGCUUUUUCGAAAUUUAAAUGGUUGAAGAAGCAGUGAAAAAAGUCUUUAACAAGGUCCUAUUGUUAAUCAAAUCCCGGUCUGUUGGGAACCCUUAUGAGGCCUUUUCUAAGCUUUCGAUGAGCUCACCCGUUCUGCCCAAUAACCGGCUUUUCAUCUCAGGAAGUUAAUUUUUUCUAUUUUGAGAGACUUCACAACAAACUUGAGACGCUAAAAAAGCGUUAAGAGAGGGAAAAUGUCAUUUUUUCGGCUUAAAUGGCCCUAAAAAGCUUUUUAUUCAUGUUGAUUUUCAUUUUACCAGUUUCCCAGGUUACCGAAACUGAACUGGGGAAUUUGUCCCGACAAGAAGCCGUCAGUAUGAUUCCGCCGCUUUUGCUCCAACCGACGAGCGAUCAUUUUGUUCUGGACCUGUGUGCGGCCCCCGGCAGCAAAACGGCCCAGUUAAUCGAGAUGAUUCAUCGCGACACUGAUAAUCCGAGUCAGUGGGAAAAGUUAAAAUUGUGUUCUCAACAUUUUUUGAAUAUUAAAAAAGAAAGAUUAUCAAAACGGCAACUCAGGCUUGAAAUCAGAAGCUUUUUAUUUUAAAACUCGAUUUUCUGUUGAUAAAUUCAAUUGAACUUUUUCAUUUUGACGAUGUGGGAAAUGUCAGCAAAUUUUUUAAAAACUAUCAGCGAAUUAGCAAGCACACGGACUUCUUUUAGAAAAAAAAAAGUUAUAAGAAUUUAAAAAUCUUUUGAGCGCACAUUUUACUGUAUUAAUUAUAUUGAAAUUUUCAAUGAUUAAAUCUUAAAAAUAUAUAGAAUUGUGAAGAAAAGCAUUUUUUUUUUCUAGAAGGAAUGGUGGUGGCGAACGAUUUGGACAAAAAGCGCUGUUAUAUGCUCAUUCGGCAGACUUUGAAACGGUUCCACACGCCAUCUUGCGUCGUCACCUGCGAAGAUGCCACCAAUUAUCCGAAGAUUUCGGCAAAGGUUCGAAGAAAACGAGAACUUGUUUAGAUUUUUGAACAAUAGCUUUUAAAAUUCAUUCAAAGUACACUGCCUCCGCAUCGAAGGUCGUGACCAGCUCGGAACGCCAAAGGGAUCCCUAUAGGGGCAACUUUUGACCCCUUAAACAUUCCCCUCUAAGGGCCUCAUAGGGAAUCAUGCUAGUCAUUUUUCGAAUGAAAAAAUAUCAAUAAAAAAAGAAAUCAAAGAUCUCUAUAGGGACCGUUCAAGCUCUACGAUCAAACCCCAAAGCCCUAUAGGGGACACUCUUUUUUCUCAUUUAGGGGAUAUUUUUUCCCUGGCCAUAAAGACCACUCUGACGUUCCUGAAAGCCGAUAAUCGAAAAAUAGAGAAUUUUCAAUGAGUUGAAAUUCAAAAAUCAAUGAAUAAAUUUUCAUUAAAAAAAGUAAACGUAGUGGAAGAGGAACCAGGAAAAUUUUUAUUAGUCUCACUUUGAGAUUGUUCCACUUUACUUGAAACCAGCUUUUCAAAAUACUUAUAAUCCUCUUGAAGAGCUGAUUUCCAGAACGGAAGUGAGAUCAAAUUUGACCGGGUGCUGGCCGACGUUAUCUGCAGCGGCGACGGAACGAUGCGCAAGAACCCGGGGAUCUGGAAGACGUGGUCGCCGCAGGAAGGCCUCGGCCUCCAUCGACUCCAACUCUCCAUCGCCCGGAGGGCCGCCGAAAUGCUCCGCGUCGGCGGUCAGAUGGUCUACUCGACGUGCUCCUUGAACCCCAUCGAGGACGAAGCCGUCGUCGCGCAGCUGCUCCGCGAAGCCAAGGGCGCCCUCCGAUUGGUGGACACGCGCGAGAAGUUGCCCGAGCUGAAGCGAUUGGCCGGAGUGUCAACUUGGAGGGUUCGUCUUGAACGUCACUCAUAUUAGCCUUCAGGCUCAUAACAUUUUGCACUACGGCGCGUCUAUUCUCUUCUAAUUAUCUUUUUCAUAAUUGACUUUUCGUCGAAACACCGUGUACUGAUCGGCUCAAUAGGAUGCGGUUGAACUGAUUAUCAGUAGUUUUUAGCUUCCAUAGCAUUACUCGCGUCCUCAAAAUUGGGUGUGCAUUUUUCAUCCUCAUUGCUUUCCAAGAAAAAUCAAGAGUAAAAUGCUUUCAAGGGGAAAAAAGAUUGAAUAAAAUCCGCAUGAUUUUAAGAAAAUGUGUUUUACGAGAGCUUUUUCUGAAGGUGAGCUUUUCAGGUCUUCGACAAGGAGAUGCGCGAAUUCAAGACCCCAUCAGAAGUUGAAGAGAAACUUUCCAAAAUGAUCUGUGCCUCUUGUUUCCCGCCUACCGAAGAGGAGGCCACGAAAUUCCACCUCGACUAUUCGUGCAUAAUUAUCUUAUCGACGUAGAGAUCCGUAUCAUUUUCAGAAUGAGAAUCGCGCCGCAUCAAAAUGACACCGGGGGCUUUUACGUCGCUCUGAUUGAAAAAGUUUCAGAGACGGAUUUCGAGAAUAAUAUUUUCAGGUUAGAAAAUGAAUGUACACUUCUUCCGUCGCUUUCUUUUCACAAAAAAAAUUGAGGGAGAAGGGAAUUUUUUUUGAAAAAUUUUCGUGACAAUCUAGCAGUUAAUACAGUAUAUUUGACCUUUGAAAGGCAGAAAAUUGAACAUUUUAGUGGUCCUCAGUGGAAACGUCAGAAAAUGUACAAAGAUGAGCCGUUCUCAUUCCUCAGAGAGAAUGACGAUCGUUGGAAGGAUAUCAGGUCCGUUUUGAGGAAUUUUCAGAAAAGUUUCUUUCAAGGAAUAUUAUGAUGUUUGGUUCAGAAAAUCGGAAAAUAGAAAGCUGAAUUUCCUAUAUAUGUAUUUCUGAAAAAAAGCUUCACUUGCAAUUUAUAUUCGCUUCCUAUGAUGUUUUAAAAAUUUAAAGCUUCACUUUGAAAAAAACCUAGUCGAAUUUAGCGAGAAAAAUUUUGACUUGAAUUCCUUAAAAUCGUAAAUGUGUUUUUUUUUUUCGAAGUUUUCAGAAUAAUUGGCCUUUGAAGAUAAAAUUUAAUCAUUCAAUUGAAUAUUUUUUAGAGAGAUCCGAUUUAAGAUACAGAAAAAAGUUUUAUUUCUAGUGUUUCAUGACUAUUCGUCUGGUUUUAUCUUUAAAAAAGAUAAUUUUACUGGUUUUUCGUUGAUGGGUUUUUGAUAUGAUCAUCAUUAUCAAAACAGGAAGAAAACGAAAGUUAAGACAUUUUCAGGUAAAGUUUUAUGGUUUUGACGUUUUCCUUUUUUAUCGCCUUGAGGAAUCGAAGCCAUUUCGUAGUUUGGAAAUCUUCCCUAGUUUUGUCAUCAUUUUCUCGUUUCUUGCUGAACUGAGCAAAGGAAAAUUGAAAAGGACAAUGAAAAAAAAACUCCAAUGUUGACCAAUUUCAUAACUUCAGUUGAGUUUUUUUUUCUAGAAUUUUUUUCUUUUACCUUUAAAGCUCACCGACUUUUUUUCAAAGGUAUAUUAAAUUUUCCGAAACACUUCCUGCAAUCCUUUUUUUAUUCUUUCAAUCAUAACAAGUUCUAAAUAUGUUUGGUUUUUUUAAACUUUUUUUACAAUUUCUGACCUUUGUAUCUUAUUUUUUUAUAAAGUCUUUCGAAAUUUUCUUCUCGGUUUUUACCCCCAACCUCCAUAACUUCUUGAAAAACGAUUCCAGGCUUACUUUUUUAUUAGAAAUUAUCCACUUUUUUUUCUUCUAGUUUUUUCAAGAUUAAGUUAUAAAGGUUUUCUUUUUUUUCAAAUUCGACAAAAACUCUUUCGCAAAGUUGAAAAUUUCAUUGAAAUUAAGUAAUCUUUUCGAAGUUUUGAUAAAACUUCUUUUUUUUUUGCUCAUCCAAAAAGUGUUUAAAUUUUUUUUCCGAAAUUUUUUUUGGAUAAUUUUUCAAGAUAGCUCACAAGUUUCAGCGGUCAUUAUGGCGUCGCCGAGAACUUCCCGUACCAAAAAUCUGUUCAGUCGUCGACUUGA
Caenorhabditis auriculariae is the source of this 5149-nucleotide messenger RNA. The record is from the annotation of a GenBank genome assembly. Lineage: Eukaryota; Metazoa; Nematoda; Chromadorea; Rhabditida; Rhabditidae.